Messenger RNA from Staurois parvus, 1128 nucleotides. Lineage: Eukaryota; Metazoa; Chordata; Amphibia; Anura; Ranidae. The record is from the annotation of a GenBank genome assembly.
AUGGAGGUCAGGGAGGGGCCCCCGUGUGAGGAGAGGCUUCCGACUCCAGGAGCCGAGGACCACCCAACUGGCCACCUAGAGCUGCAGGGCGAAGGUGGCACUGAGAUGAAGAAGCCGGCUGAAAACCUCAGCGAUGGAAAGAAGGACGAGGGCGAGCUAGAGGAAGAGCUGGAUCCCCGGAUACAGGAAGAAUUGGAGCGUCUGAACCAGGCCAGCGAGGAGAUCAACCAGCUGGAGCUGCAGUUGGAUGAUGCCCGCACCGCCUACCGCCGAAUCCUCACCGAGUCUGCGAGGCGCCUGAAUUCUCUGGCCACUCAGCUCGGGGCUUGUAUUGAGAAAGCCAGGCCGUACUAUGAAGCCAGAAGAUUGGCCAAGGAGGCUCAGCAGGACACUCACAGCGCUGCCCUGCGGUACGAGAGGGCGGUCAGCAUGCAUGCCGCUGCCCGGGAAAUGGUGUUUGUGGCUGAGCAGGGUGUCACUGCUGACAAGAACAGACUGGACCCAACGUGGCAAGAAAUGCUGAACCAUGCUACCUGCAAAGUGAACGAGGCGGAGGAGGAGCGGCUACGCAGCGAGUUUGAACACCAGCGGGUGACCCGGCAAUGCCAUGAAGCCGAAGCCAGAGUGCAGACCUUGCAGAAGAGCUUAAAACGGGUCAUCAUCAAGAGUCGCUCAUACUUCGAACUGAAGGCGCAGUUCAAUACAGUGUUAGAGGAACACAAGGCCCGGGUCACAUCUCUGGAGGUCUCGGUGUCACAGGCCAAACUGCGAUACUCAGCGGCACUCCGCAAUUUGGAGCAGAUCAGUGAGGAAAUACACGCCCGUCGCACUAAAGGCCCCCUGCUAACACUCCGGGCCCCACCACUUGGGGCCGAAGCCCCCGCCCCACUAACAGACGCCGAGAUGGGCCCGCCCGCCGAUACGGUUUCCCUCCUCAGCCUGCAGACCAUCGCUUCUGACUUGCAGAAAAGCGACUCGGUGGAACACUUGCGAGGUCUGAGUGACGUCACCAGUCUGGACGGGAGAGACAUGGAGGCUGAGGAAGAAGAGAGCAGUGCAGGCCGGGAGAGACUCAACGAGAGAGGAAGCAGAGCGACCUUCGGCCAUCACCGGAGUGUCAGCCUCUAA